Messenger RNA from Quercus robur (English oak), 4134 nucleotides. Its product is annotated as nuclear intron maturase 4, mitochondrial. The coding region runs from base 256 to 2664 and encodes 802 amino acids. The transcript is spliced from 5 exons. NCBI's taxonomy places the organism in Eukaryota, Viridiplantae, Streptophyta, Magnoliopsida, Fagales, Fagaceae. Gene Ontology annotation, biological process: mRNA processing. The record is from RefSeq and is a predicted model, not a curated record.
AACCUAAGACUAACCAAAAUUCUCAUUGAUAAUGGAUUGGGCUUCAAUGAACCCAUUUAUCUUUAGUUUUGGUUAAAAAGGGAAAAACCCAAAAUUCAUUUCAAACGGAUUGGUGGGUUUUGAGUUUAAAAGAUAGAGGCAGUUCCAGUAAACUUGGGAGGGAAACACAAACAAAUCUCUCAAAGCAAAGUCCGAAAAAAAAAAAUCACCCAUUUUUUAGGCAAGCUUUACAUGAUGCUAGUCUGAGUAGGAGCAAUGAGGCUUCUGGGGUUGCCAAUUGUUUGCAAAGCACAUGCUAUACUUCAAAGCAUGAACGUUGCUGAAGUCAUUUCAUCGUUUUCGACAAUUAUAGGUAAAUCUGCUGGAAGAUUACAGUCUUGUGUAGAAUAUUCUUCUUCCACUGCUGCUAAUAAAGACACUGACAGGGAGAUUGGAAAAAUGACAUUGGCGGAGAACUUAGCCUGUCUUGUUGAAGAAUCUUCUUGUGUUAACGAGAGAAAACCCAAGAGUCGAAUGGAGCUCAAGAGGUCUUUUGAACUCCGCAUAAAGAAGAGGGUGAAGGAGCAAUACAUGAAUCAGAAGUUUCAAGACCUAAUGGCCAAAGUGAUUGCCAAUCCAGAAACUCUUCAGGAUGCUUACAAUUGUAUAAGGCUAAACUCAAAUGUAGAUACAUCAUUAGAUUAUGACAGAACCCCAUUUGAAUCCAUUGCUGAAGAGCUUUGUAGUGGGAGUUUUGAUGUCAAUGCCAAUACCUUCUCUAUCUCAACAAAGGGUGCAAGGAAAGAAACCCUUGUCCUCCCCAAUCUAAAGUUGAAAGUUGUUCAGGAAGCCAUCAGAAUAGUUCUAGAAGUUGUUUACAAACCCCACUUUUCUAAGAUUUCUCAUGGUUGUCGAAGUGGGAGGGGACACUCCUCGGCAUUGAAGUACAUCAGCAAAGAGAUCUCUAGAACUGAUUGGUGGUUUACAUUAUGCAUAAAUAAAAAGCUGGAUGCUUGCAUUCUUGCCAAGCUCAAAUCAAUAAUGGAGGACAAGAUAGAAGAUCCCAGCUUGCAUGCUAUCAUUUGGAGCAUGUUUGAUUCCCAGGUACUCAAUUUGGAGUUUGGGGGUUUUCCUAAAGGCCAUGGUCUGCCACAAGAGGGAGUUUUGUCUCCAAUACUAAUAAAUAUAUAUCUUGACCUCUUUGACCGUGAAUUUUACAGAUUGUCAAUGAAAUAUGAAGCUCUAAAUCCAUGUUUUCAUACUGAUCAAGAUGAGUCCUAUUCCAAGCUGCGCAGUUGGUUUAGGAGACAGCUGAAAGGCAAUGAUCUCAACUGCAAAAGUGAAGAGAAUGUUAGUCUACGAGUUCAUUGUUGUCGCUUCAUGGAUGAGAUAUUUUUUGCGGUCUCUGGUUCCAAAGAUGUUGCUCUUGGUUUUAAGUCUGAGAUUCUUAAUUACUUGCAGAAUUCUUUGCACUUGGAUGUUGACAAUGAAACAGAAAUAUUACCAUGUGAGGGACCUCAGGGGAUUCGCUUUCUGGGCUAUUUGGUUAGAAGAAGAGUUAGAGAAAGUCCUGCUGUAAAAGCCAUUCACAAGUUAAAGGAAAAGGUUGAAUUAUUUUCUUUACAAAAAGAAGAGGCGUGGAAUGCCGGGACUGUUAGGAUUGGUAAGAAAUGGCUAGGUCAUGGUUUGAAGAAGGUUAAAGAGUCUGAAAUCAAGCAUUUAGCUGACAGUAAGUCUGUUUUGAGCCAAGUUUCCUGUUUUCGUAAAGCUGGGAUGGAAACUGAUCAUUGGUACAAGCUCUUACUGAAGAUAUGGAUGCAAGAUGUUAGAGCCAAAGCAGCAAAGAGCGAGGAAAUUAUCCUUUCUAAGUAUGUUGCAGAACCAUCUCUUCCUCAAGAGCUGAAGGACUCCUUUUAUGAAUUUCAGAGGCGUGCUAAAGAAUAUGUUUCAUCUGAGACAUCUUCUACUCUCGCUCUCUUGCCGAAUUCUAGCUCUAACAAAUCUGACACAAUCACAGAGAUUAUUGCUCCUGUUAAUGCUAUAAAAAAGAGGCUUUUACGAUAUGGAUUGGCUACAUAUGAAGGGUAUGCCCGUACAACUUCUCUGCUUAUUUUACAAGAUAACACCCAGAUUAUUGACUGGUUUUCAGGUAUUGUUUGCCGUUGGCUUAGAUGGUAUUGUGAAUGUGAUAAUUUUAGUGAGGUAAAGCUCUUAAUUUCUGAUCAACUUAGGAAAUCUUGCAUUCGUACUCUAGCGGCAAAAUACCGGAUAUAUGAAAAUGAUAUAGAAAAGCGAUUUGACUCAGAAUUGAGUAGGAUUCCAUCUACUGAAGAAAUAGAGCAAGAGAUGGCCAAUGAGACAUCAGAUACCCAAGCUUUUGAUAAUGAUGAGGCUUUAAUGUAUGGGAUAUCUUAUAGUGGUUUGUCUUUACUUUCCCUAGCAAGAGUGGUGAGCGAGUCACGGCCUUGCAAUUGUUUUGUUAUGGGAUGUCCGUCUCCAGCACCAUGUGUAUAUACACUUCAUGUGAUGGAAAGGCAGAAGUUCCCAGGCUGGAAGACAGGGUUCUCAAGCUGUAUUCAUCCCAGCUUGAAUAGAAGGCGGAUUGGGUUGUGUAAGCAGCAUUUAAAAGAUUUGUAUCUUGGUCAAAUAUCACUUCAGUCCAUUGAUUUUGGUGCCUGGAAAUGAGUGCUUUUAGUGAAUACAUAUCGUUGAGCAGUGGAUACAUGGCCUGUUGAACACUUCUUGAUGUAUGUGGAAGCCAUUGAAGUAACAGAGGCAUUGAGAUGCUAAUAGUUUGCCCAUUUCAAAUUGUCAGCAUGGGAACAUCAGAUGUUUGACAAAUGUGGAAAAUUUUCAAACUUGAGUUAUUUUUUCAGACUCACUCUCAAUUUCACAAACUAAUUCCUCAACUUGGAGCUGCCAUCAAGUCACCUUACACCCAUAACCUCCAGGUCUCUUAUGUGCUUCCAAGUCCAGAUAUUGUUUUCUAUUUGAGAACUGUGAGGGUUCUACAGAAGAUGUGUCUUGGCCUUGUUUUUGUUGGUUCUGAUGAAGCCAUUCUGAGCUUCCUUUUCAAAAAUUUCAAUUUGAAGUGUUCCUCCUUUUGAAAGUGACAUUUACUAAAAGAAAUGCAUAUUUGGUUUUCGGGGAGCUUUGAUAUCAUGGAUGAUGACAAUGAUUUUAUCGUAUCUCCUCAAACAUUCUCAAGCUCCCUCUCAAGCUGAAACAUCUUCAAAAAAGAAGAAGAAGAAAACAUGAAAAGAUGAUAAAGAUAUGGAGCAAAAUAUGAUGCUAUUCGAUAUGUAGCUUUCAGUAAUUAGGGAAGGAAAUUUAGCAAUUAGAGAAGAAAAUUCAGUUAAUGACACAACAUAGGAAUUUAGGCAAGAUUGUGAACCACGUGCUAUCUCUAUAUCAAGAAUCCAGCCAAUAAGAGGUUUUAUUGGUUAUCCAAUAAAGAGGUGCAAGGAACUAUUAUAUAUAUAUUGAUGAUGCACAAAAAAUCGUUCGUGAACCAAUGGUCCAAAUGGAGAGCUUUAGAAGAAUUGCAAAGAUGAACACACUAUCGGAAAGCAUUAGUGUGGGGCCGGCCCAUCAGCCGAUGACUCUCCGAUGAGUAAGUCAGUACUCAUAAAAUCUUGAAGAACUCUAGAAGCAUAAGGGUAAGGAAAUUCCACUCAUACCUUAGAACAGAGGAGGUCUGGUGUUUAUAUGGUGGCCUAGAGUUGAUUGCGUUUCCAUAAUUUAGCCACUUUCUUUAUAGUAAGUGUGAUAGGAGGAGCGGAGUUAAUAGCACUGAGAUUCUCGGAGUUCACUUCCCAUGUUCAGAGGACACAGGUUGGUGGAUGGAUCUUUUGGUGUAGUGCGUAAGAGUUUUCAUAUGCAUAGACGUGGAGUGGAAGGCACACACUUGCAACGGAUGACUAAGGUGUCAUUGGUUGGCUGGGGUGCCAUCGGAUGGCUAACCUGAGUUAACCGCUCUUUGAUGCCCGAACUUUAAGUUGAGCUGAAUGUAGUAGAUAUCUGCUUGAAAACAAGGGAAUGUAGCUACACUUUGACAAUGAAUGUGCAUCAACUGCGUCUGGGGUCAGUCCCUUCUCUUUGUGAUUUCAUAUUUUGGUUUCAAUUAAUAGAAUGUAUUUUCCAACUUUUUUACUU